AAAAAAAGAAAUCAUUGAAUUUGACAAAAGAUGGGAAAAUGUGGACGAUUUCCAUUACAUUGGACGUUGUAUUUUUAGGUUUUAUUUCCGUUUCUAAUUGUGAUAAGUAAUUAAUAAAGUGCUAAAUGCCUUUUGUAACAUCAGAACUUCUUGUUAUUAUUCAAGUGUAUGUACAAACUAUAUAAAUAGACAAUAUAGUGGCAACCAUGUUCUCUGGCAAGGAUGCCGCUAAUCCUGCGUAUCCGACGCAGUGGGCUUUGAAUCCCAGUGCUUAUCAAAAUGUGGAUUCAAAUUCAGUAGAUUGGGCUGCUCUAGCUCAACAAUGGAUCGCUAUGAAGGAAGCCGCCGCUAUAAUAGCGGCGCCUCCGCCACCUUCAUCGAAGCCCGAUGCAGAGGAGGGCGAAGCACCGAUGGAGGUCGAAAACCCUGAUAAUACGGAAUCAGUGCCUACAGGGGUUGAGUGGAACUCCGGCAGUAAUUCCUGGGACAAUAAUUGGAACCAGUGGGGAUGGGGUUGGCCCGGUUCCGGAGGUGUGGAUUCUAAAAUGGUGCCAGAUUCAUCUAUAGCCAUGGCACCCAUGAUAGAUGGGUAUGCUAUGCCACCAGAUGGGCCUGCUGCUAUGCCUGGCUACACAACUGGCGUGCCAGCGCCGACGUUCCAGCACGGGUACUGGACGGCCCCGCAAGUGGCGCAGGACGCCAGCAGCCGCGACAGCAGCCGCAGCAGAGACCGGCGGUCCAAGAGCAAGAACCGCGAUCAUAAAUCUACUAGGACUUCUAGAACUAACAGAGAUAAGCCACCGAUCAUACCACCAGUGAUCGAACCAAUUAUUCCUCCGGCGACAUCCACUCCCACCAUAGAUGCAGCUAAACGCAGGCAGCUCCCCGCUUGGAUAAGAGAAGGUUUAGAGAAAAUGGAACGUGAAAAACAGAAAGCAAUAGAGAGGGAACAAGAAAAACUGGCGCGUGAAGAAGCAGAAAAACAGAAGAAGAAGUUGGAAGAAGAAGAGUUGGAGAGAAUGAAAGCGGAAGCAGGGGGGGAACCUGUGCCACCGCCAAAAAGCAAAUUUGAAUCAGAUUCGGAGCCCGAAAACGCAGUGAUGGAGUCUGAGUCAGAUCCGGAGCCGGAGCCGCAGGGCGAGGAACCGGCCGUCAAGGAGGAACCGGAACCGCAGCUCGUUAAGAAGACCAAAGAGGAUAUCAUGCAAGAAGUGAUGCUCACAGUGCGCCGCACUCUGACAGAAAUCCUACUGGAGGUGACUGACAGUGAGAUUCACUUGGUGAGCCAGGAGGAAAUGGCCCGGUAUACCGCCGCACAAGCGUCGCGCCUCAACGUGUUGAAAGCCAGCAAGUCCAAGGCUCUGGCCGCCAUCGCCAGCGGACUCGGACUUGGCGCCUAUGAGAGCAGCAGCGAAGACAGCAACGGUGAAGACGACCAGAAUGAAAUCUCUGACCACCAGCUGCAGGAGCUGAUCAAGCGCAGAAGGCAGGAGUUCGAGCGGACGGCGCGCGACAUCGAAGCCGAGGUGCGGCGCGCGGAGCUGCGCGAGGCGGGCGAGGACGCCACGCCCGCCGCCACGCCCGACAGGCCGCGAAGAUCUAGAUCAUCAGCGACGCCUCCGCCCAUCGAAACAGAAACACCAGAAAAACUUCCGGAACGCCGCCUCUCUAAAGACAAAAGGCCAGAAAAAAACAAAUCUAUCGACAAAGUAGACGGCAUUAAAAAGUUAGAUACGAUCUUUGAGGAGAAAACGAAAAAAAGUAAAAGGGACCACACCCUUAGUCCCCAAAAAAAUAGCAGCAAAUAUAACAAAACUAGUUCAGCCUCUUCUAGCGAUUCCGAAGCGGAUUCCUUGUCUUCCAGUAGUUCUUCGUCUGAAAGUGAACAGGGAGUGAAAAUUGAAAGUAAACGUGCCAAGAAACGUAAACGAAAGAACUCCAGUUCGAGCGAGUCAGCGAAGAAGUCGAAGAAACAUAAGGAGAAGAAAGACAAGUAUCAUAAAUCAGAUAGGAACUCAUCGAAAUCGAAACACGACGAUUACGAAAGAUCAGAAAAAUCAAAGUCAAGAAAGAAAGAUGAAUAUUAUGACAAGCACAAAUCAUCAAAGAGUAGAGAUUACGAGAGGUCGCAUAAAGAUAAAUAUAGAGAUGAGUCUGACGAUGAGAGACCUAGGAAACGUACGAGGAGAUCGCGGUCGGGAAGUUACGAAUCGCGGUCCGAGCGUCGGCGCUCGCGCUCGCGGCGACGGGACAAGAGGUCUUACGACAGGGAGAGUUCCAAACGGGAUAGGUCCUACGACAGGUCGGGCCGGGACUACGACAGACACGAUAGGUAUGAGCGGUCUAGGGACUACGACCGGCGGCGCUCGCGCAGCGGCAGUCACUCCCGACACCGCCGGUGAACCAAGGUUACACAUACGACAGGUUGUACAUAUUUUAUAUUAUUUUUACGGAACGCUUUGACUAAUAGUGAUACAUUACAUUGUGUCUUACUCGAUAGUUAUUCAUACUUUAAUAUUAAAGAUAACUUUGCCAUUUAUUGUUAUUAUAGAAGAGUGUUGUAUUUGAAUUGCAAACACGGUAUGAACGAAAAUAUCAAAAAUAUUCUAAUUGAUUAUUUUUUUAUCUAGCAUAAUUUUUUCAUUGGAGUCGUCACUAGCAGAAUUAAUUUUAAUUAAAAACAGACUUCCCACAUCUACCUUAUCUAUACAAUUAAUCUAACAAACAAUGUAAUAGUUAUAUUUUUUCUCUUGCAGGUCGAGACAAUUCUGCUUGCUUCAGGUGUAAAUAUUUGAGUAUUUGUGUAUAGUAUUUUAAUAUGCACUAACCUUAAAUGCAUUACCUAUUCCAAUAAAUUUUAUUUGACAGCA
Messenger RNA from Plodia interpunctella (Indianmeal moth), 2870 nucleotides. Its product is annotated as arginine/serine-rich protein PNISR-like. Gene Ontology annotation, cellular component: presynaptic active zone; nuclear speck. The record is from RefSeq and is a predicted model, not a curated record. Gene Ontology annotation, molecular function: RNA binding. The transcript has 11 exons. Bases 207 to 2402 code for a protein of 731 amino acids. Lineage: Eukaryota; Metazoa; Arthropoda; Insecta; Lepidoptera; Pyralidae.